Pogona vitticeps (central bearded dragon) is the source of this 966-nucleotide messenger RNA. NCBI's taxonomy places the organism in Eukaryota, Metazoa, Chordata, Lepidosauria, Squamata, Agamidae. The record is from RefSeq and is a predicted model, not a curated record.
AUGAGCGGGAGAGUCUAUUGUGAAGGGCCUGUUUUCUCCUCUGGACAUGACUUAAAAGAACUGACUCAUGAGAAGGGCGAGAAGUACCACAUGGAAGUCUUUAAGACAUGCUCUGAAAUCAUGGUUUUACUUCCAAAACUGCCGGUGCCUGUAAUUGCGAAGGUGAACGGUCUGGCCACCGCGGCGGGCUGCCAGCUUGUGGCCAGCUGUGAUCUUGCUGUGGCCAGCGAGAAGUCCACGUUUGCCACCCCGGGAGUAAACGUCGGUCUGUUUUGCUCGACUCCUGGAGUGGCUGUGGGUCGAUCUCUCCCUAGGAAGGUUGCCCUGCGGAUGUUGCUCACAGGUGAACCCAUGACCGCUCAGGAAGCGCUUCUUCACGGGCUCGUCAGCCAAGUGGUCCCAGAGGAGAAAUUAGAAGAGGAGACCCUGAGAAUUGCCUGCAAGAUAUGCGAGAGCAGCAGGUCUGUUUUGGCACUGGGGAAAGCCGCCUUUUACAAACAGAUGGAGCAAGAUCUUAGCGCGGCCUACGGAACCACCUCGCGGGUCAUGGUGGACAACCUGGCCAUGAAGGAUGGGCAAGAAGGGAUCGAGGCCUUCAUCUCCAAACGCAAGCCUGCCUGGUCAUCUUCCUAAAACAAAGUUUUCCAAAUAGAGUGGGUUUUUUUAGAGCCAAAUCAAGUGAUAAGAAGGCACUCGAGGUGCGCCAGCCUGCGGAACUAUCGUAGGGACGAAGUGCUUCCCGACCCUGGGUUCCCAUUUGUUCUUGGACUACAAUUCCCAGUAAAUCCUGGCCAGCACAGCGAGGGGGUGAAGACUUCUGAGAGUUUUAGUCGAAGAACAUCUGGGGACACAAGAUUGGGAACCACUGGACUAGAACCUUGUUUCAAGUAAUCUGCCUUUCGUAAAGCUCACCCUGCUUUAAAAGGAUGCUGGCAGCUUGCUGAUUUCCUUUUUAUUUUUGAAUUU